CCAUAACGUAUCGUAUAUACAUGGGUUCACACUAUAUUGUGUACAGCUUACUGUUACCGCUGAAUGCCUGACAUUGCCAGCCUUGCUGCGACACCCUAAAGCGCAUGCAAGAUAAAACCCCGUCAACCUGUAAUACCUACCAGUUCGCUUUUAGUUGAGGGGGUUGACGUGGAACAAGGCUUGACACACCCCAACGACAGACCUGCGCCUUUGGCAGCAUUUUCGACAUGGAGAUUCCACUUGAGGACAUUGCAUCUUUCUUAGCUGAUUAUGAGGAUUGGUAUUCCUGCUAUGGUGGCGAUGAGGAAGCCUUACAAGACAUGCUGGAACAGGGCAGCGUAGCGUCCUUUUACACGGCUCUUGGCUCGCUAUCUAACGGCGGAUUCGGCGCCUCGAUGGCGCUUAGUACCGACGAACCGAACGAUUUGGACCAGUCGCUUGGGUGGAUAGUCCCUGAGACUGAGGACGACUCACAGCCCAGCCACCGCCAUCCUGAAGUGGAUGAAGGAGAGGCGCCUGCGCACAAGCGGACGCGCAACGUUAUGGCCGAGUCCCUGCCCCUGAGCCCUGUGGCGGCGAAAGCCACAAAUGUGCUUCCGAGAACGAAGCCUUCAACGCGUGACAGCCGUCGUUCCCACGUGCUUCGCGCCCGGUCGCUCCCGACUAUUGAAGGAGUAUCGGGACUCCUCCGGUCCGGAGCGUCCUUCAGCGGGCCCAUUCGCGUCGCCAUCACAGUGCAGCCUGACGGCACCUCGGUCAAGCUGCGCAUCAUGCCUGCUAUCUUCCGUUUUGGCAACGUGCCGUUUCCCAUUACCCGGGCCAGCGCUGACAUCGCGGCCAUGCUUCGGGGCUCAGACUGCAGCCUCCCCCAGCAGAGCCGGAAGCUUGGGGCCUCGCAGGAUCAGGAGCAGUGCCAAGGCAUCAUGGCCCGGUCAUCUGCGCCUAAGGAGCCGCAGCAGGCGGAGGCAGAGUGCGAUGCGUAUGUACACGUUGAAGCACGCAGGUGCGCAUCUGGUGGAGAUGAUUCCGUUGACCCACUUACUACUAAGGAUCAAACCAGGUCCAAGCGCCAAGCAGUUGAUAAGGAUCUCAAAUCCAGCUUUACCUUUCCCAACGCUCUGCUCCAUUGCGUAUUCUCUUCCCUCCGAGCCAGCAGCAACGAAAGCGGCCUCCGGCCCGCAACGGUACAAGAGCUUGGCUCUGAGCUGCUGCGCUCCUCCACCGCGGAUCUGUCGCUUUUCCGGCGGUCCAUUCCCGCCGCAUUGCAUAAUGCUGUCGUAGUGGCGGGUUAUGUCCAGGCUGCAGCGCCCCCCCAUGGCUCAGAAGCCCCCACCGAGACCCACAUGAGCGUUUCCGGCGAGACUACUGCUGCGGUGCACCAGCUUGCGUCCACAAUCUUCAGCAACGUCCUGCGGGCCUCUGGAGGAGGCGCCGAAGCCGCUGAGGAGCUCUCCGGCGCGCGGGACAUCUCCUCUCCAGCAAAGCAUCAGCACGCGACACAGCGCGACAAAGUGGCAGCGGCGCAGCUCAGCCAGCCUGCAGGCGCUCCAACUGAGGAAACGCCGCGUGAUGGCGAGCUGCCUCCAGGGCAAGCGGCGAAGGCGGACGCCAACGCUGAAAACAGCCCCCUGUUCCAGGGUAUCAGCGCUGAGGUGUCGGAGUACAGCGGCCUGCCGACGCCGGCGCUAGAGCACUGUGACUCUCCCGUCACCAUUGGAGCCGUGGGGCUGGAGGAGGUGGAGGGCAGCGCUACCGACGAUGACGAGGUUUCGGGGCCUGCCUCGCAAGGCGCGGGCACUGCUGCUGCGAAGCUAGCAGCUGAGACAUCGGCGGUUGGUACUGCAACCGCCUCGCCGCGAACUAUGAGCAAGAAGGCGUACGGUACGGUGGCGCAGCUCGUGAAGAAGAUGGUACCGAACUUCCGGGACUCGGCCGUUAUGUCUAUGAUGGCGACUGAUUCGCCUCGCGACGAGCAGGCGCCCGUCGCCGACACCGAAGCAUCGGUGCAGAUUGCUGCCCGCAGCGUUGAGGAGGCGGAGCCAUGUCCAACAGCUGAGCAGCCGGUCGUGGAACAGGCAAGUGCUGAUCCUAGCUGCGGUGAGGAGGAGGCAGUCGGAGCCACGGACGAGGGCCAGGGCGUUGAGCAGCUGCCGGAUACGUAUGAGCAGGAGACGAAGUGCGUUGCGGCACCCACUGCUGCAGCCCAAGUGCCAGAUGGCUUGACUCCCUCGCAGCCUGGGGACUGCGGAACGGCCCUUCCUGCCGCGCAGCAGGAAGAGCACACCGACAGCAAGCAGGCUGACGAAACACCGUCUCCUCCAGGUGACCAGUUUGCUCCAGGCAUGUUCAUCUUUGGCCAAGAGCAGCCAAAGCCCGCCAAGCACCCCAUCAUCAAGCCUCGCCCCGUUUCCGCCAAGGCCGCUGCGGUAGCAACUGCCAGUGACCCGGUCGCAGCUGUCGACGUAGGGCGUAAACGCAAGGCUGACGCGGAGGUGUUGCCCUGCGCCAAGAUGGCGACACCCAACGACAAGGCCGACGCUGAAACCACACAGCCCCAGGCCGAAACCGCGCCCGAAACCGCCGUCGCCAGCACCCCCGAGGCCGCCUUGGUUCCCGCCAGCCAGGCACCUCUGGAUCAGCCGCAGGAGCCGAACUGCACGGCAAACGACGAGGCCCCGCAUGAAGAGGCGCCCGAGGCAACUGCUGUUGAGGCGCGCUCUGUCGACCCGGCGUUGGUCACAGAGGAGGUCGCUGCGAUGUCGUCCACGACCGAUGGUACGGCAGCGACUGAGGCCGCAGAACCUGUGAAGGUCAAGGAUGUUGAGAUUGUGGUAACAGAGGAGCAGGAACCGCCUCUGGAGACGGUGACAAUGCCGCCAGCCAGCGGGAAGGACAAGAAGAAGCUGGGCCUCUUUAGGUUUUGUGGCUGCUUCCGGGCGUAAUGGAAUACCUGGUAGGCCGCUGUUGUUUAAUUUGGGGUUGAGUUGUGACGUGACGUACUUGAGCGUUUGGGAGCACAGGGUAAUGCGCCGACAAAGGCGUUAGUGGGGACGUGUUACGUUACUCGUUGGACGUUUCCAGCAUCGUUUUGAGGGUGACGUGAGCAGAUAUAACGAGUUGUGGACUGCUAUUGGGCCCAUUGGUCCUUUCGAAUGUCAUGCUGACAACAGAAGCUUGCUCUAGCCCUUCCAACGGAAAGAUGUUAGCAUCUCAGCCGCAUCUAGCAUUGCAGCCAUUCGCGACGUGAUUGUUGGUGCAUAUGAAGGUCGCCAACGUGGCUCUCUACCAUAGAUGGAGGUGUAAUUGCUCGUAACGUGAAUGCGUGAUAGUGUUUUGCCAGCACUAGGCGAUCCCUUGAGGCAGAACUCGGCUGCGUGUGGCAGUCAACUGGUUGACGGUGAAUCGUAUUACGCGUGCAGGCUGCACCGAGGGCGAUCCUGGUCCAUGGCCCAUGGGUCGGUCUGGGGGUGUCAACAACUCGUGGCCAUCCGCAUGAAUAUGCAACAAGCUAUUAUGCGCCAUCGGUUAUGGCGUCGUGCCUGGGGCUAUGCAACGCAAGCCCUGCAUGGCCACGAAUGAGUGGCGGGCUGGCGGCUGUGCAUGGGAUUGGAACGUGUGGCUGUACGGUGGCUGUGAGACCGUGAGCGUUCCGGAUACUGGUAAAUGUCGGGGAUGGACCGGGCUAGAGCAGCUGAGUGCAAGGGAAACUGAGGUCGUCUUCUAUUUAGGCAUUGAAGGGGCCGCAUCGUCAGGUUAUAGCAGGUAUCGCAAGGGCGAAGCUUGGAGACUGCAGCGUUCUGGUACUGAUAUCGUUCUGUUAGAAUGGGUACGAAAUAGGUAUCUUACCAGGGUCAAUGUAAUUCUCUUACAGGAAUGCAGGCGGGUGACAUUGCAGCAAGGAACCCCAAAUUACGGGCAAUAGAAGUACGACAUACCCAUCGUAAGAUCAUUGUACGAGCAUCUCACC
Molecule: messenger RNA, 3967 nt
Organism: Astrephomene gubernaculifera
Lineage: Eukaryota; Viridiplantae; Chlorophyta; Chlorophyceae; Chlamydomonadales; Astrephomenaceae
Source: the annotation of a GenBank genome assembly